AUGUGUGGUAUUUUUGCCUAUGUGAACUAUCAUGUGCGACGGACCAAACGUGAGAUUCUCAACACAUUACUGGAUGGACUUAAAGCUGUGGAGUAUCGUGGUUACGAUAGCGCCGGCGUCUGUGUAGAUAACGCCAACACGAAAGAGCCACUCGCCUGUAUUCGCAGUGUAGGCAAUAUUGAACAACUGCGAUCGUUGGUAUUUGAUAAGGAACAUGCCGCUACAUUGGAGUUGGAUACGGAGUUUGAUAAUCAUGUGGGAAUUGCCCAUACACGCUGGGCCACACACGGAGUUCCGUCUGUUUCCAAUUGUCAUCCACAGAUGAGUAAUAAUAAAGAGUUUGCCAUUGUGCAUAAUGGGAUGAUUACAGACUUUAUGUCUGUGAAGGAAAUGUUAUUGGAAAAGGGAUAUCACUUUGAUAGUGAUACCGAUACGGAAGUGAUUGCGGUAUUGGUGGAAUAUCUCUUCUCACAGGAACCAACACUCUCCUUUGUGGAACUCACAGCAAAGCUUACUGGAAUAGUGGAUGGGGCGUAUGCAUUAUUAAUCAAAUCCAAACAUUUCCCUGGAGAAUUAAUUGCUUGUCGAAAGAGUUCACCACUGGUGGUGGGUAUUCGCCAAGAAAAAAAGAAAACAACAACAACAACAGCAGAAGGUGUGAAUGGAAAUAAGAAUGGUGCAAAGGAAAAUGAAAUUGUAUCCGAUGCCUGUGAGAUUUAUUUAGCCUCUGAUGCGAAUUCCUUCAUUUCUUAUACACAAGAAGUUGUUUUCCUGGAAGAUGAUGAUAUUGCCCACUUUCAUGAUGGUGUACUUUCCUUCUAUACAACCACUUCUUCUACAGAUGAGGAAAAUAAUAAUAAUAAUAAUAACGAUAAUGCUAAUACUACUACUACUGCGAAGGUUGAGGCAAUUCCUGUUAAGCGUACAACUCAAAUCAUUGAUCAUACCCCAGAGGGUUUAUCAAAGAAUGGGUAUGAUCAUUUCAUGCUAAAAGAAAUUCAUGAACAACCAGAAACGGUAACUCGAUCUAUGCAUGCUCGUCUUGAUUUCCAAACCUCCACUGUUCAUAUGGAAGGAUUUGAUGAUAAUGUACUCAACAAACUUCGAGCUGCUAAUCGUAUUAUGUUAAUUGCCUGCGGUACUUCUUUUCACAGUUGUAUUGCUGUUCGUCCCAUCUUUGAGGAACUUCUUCCCGGGAUGAAUAUUUGUGUGGAGAAUGCCCCAGACUUUAUGGAUCGAGAACCCACGGUUCACAAGAAUGAUCUCUGUGUGUUUGUUUCUCAAUCUGGUGAGACUGCGGAUACAUUAGUAUCUCUUCAACACUGUAAAAAGAGUGGUGCUAUUCUUGUGGGGCUUACAAAUGUGCCGGGAUCGAGUGUACUUCGUCAGACGGAUUAUACAAUGAUGUUAAAUGCCGGUGUGGAAGUGGGAGUGGCCUCUACAAAGGCAUACACCUCGCAAAUGAUUGUACUUACCUUAUUUGCCUUAUUGCUCAGUCAAUAUGAGAGUAAGAGUAAGGAUUAUGAACGUAUUCAGAAACGACGAGUGGAGAUUAUACAUGGACUAAAUGAACUUCCAUCGGCGAUUGGACAUUGUUUAAAGAAUGUGGAAAAGACUGUGAAGACUAUUGCGGAGGAGUGGAAGGAUGCGGAUACGAUAUUGGUACUGGGUCGUGGUUACGACUACGCCACCGCAUUGGAAUCCGCAUUAAAAGUAAAAGAAGUGAGUUAUGUCUAUACAGAAGGCGUUCAUGCGGGGGAAUUAAAACAUGGUCCAAUUGCAUUGGUGGACUCACAGUCAAGAGUCAUUGCCUUCUGUACACAUGAUCGUUACUUUGAGCGGAGUAAGAGUGCUAUUCAACAAGUAAAGGCACGGGGUGGACGACUGGUGUCUAUUAUUACACAAAAGGAUAUGGAGAUUGCAAAGGCUGCAGAGUUGUGUGUGGAAGUUCCAACAGUGGUGGAUUGUUUACAAGGUGUGAUUAACAUUCUGCCACUGCAGUUACUGGCGUAUUAUCUCGCUGUGCGCCGCGGGCAUAACGUGGACUGUCCACGUAAUCUUGCAAAGAGUGUCACAGUGCAGUAA
Messenger RNA from Trypanosoma theileri, 2085 nucleotides. RefSeq names its product putative glucosamine-fructose-6-phosphate aminotransferase. The transcript has a single exon. Lineage: Eukaryota; Euglenozoa; Kinetoplastea; Trypanosomatida; Trypanosomatidae. Gene Ontology annotation, biological process: UDP-N-acetylglucosamine metabolic process; fructose 6-phosphate metabolic process; protein N-linked glycosylation. Gene Ontology annotation, molecular function: carbohydrate derivative binding; L-glutamine:D-fructose-6-phosphate transaminase (isomerizing) activity. The record is from RefSeq and is a predicted model, not a curated record. Bases 1 to 2085 code for a protein of 694 amino acids.